CAGUGUACGUCAACCGUCACGUCAAACCCGUCAACGGUGGACGCGAUACCCAGAUUUUAUUUCCACACAAAACUCUGUCCUUGUUUUCUUACUCCAACAUCGACGUCGUUCUUCGGGUUCAUCGUGCAACGUUCAAUCAAGCCGACGGAGUCGCUCUCAGGCUUGCCAACAUAUGCCGGUCGCGUUCAAUUUAAGUACUCGUUCAAAUACUAACGUUAAACUUGCUUCCGUGGUCGCUUUAAACCAAACGCGAUUCAAGAAUCUCCGAUAGGCAAACUUUCCGUCCUGUAUUACUCGUUCAUCGGCAUCACUUGCCGAAGAUCAAGAUCGUGAUUUGAUACCUCACGCAACCUAAAUCGGUAAUCCCAUUCGUGAGACCUUCCAACAUCUCUGCAGGUGGGAUUAUAAUACUUGGUGAUGGUACAAUCACAACGCCUAUUAUGAGAAAAGAAGUACUGCUUAACUACCUGUAUUUCUGUGCCCUGUCAAUAUUAUCUCAAUCAGCUAGCUGUCUAACUCACACAUUGGAUUCAGCCACCAGGUAAAUAUGGUCCUGAGAAAUUGAUCACAGAAUAUUAAUUUUAGAUUUUACUGGACUUCAAGAAAACAUUAGCAGAUCGAUUAUUAGUAAAUGACAUUCAAAAACGUACAUCAACGUUUCACUCCAGUGUAGUUCCUUUUUAAUAACUGAAGCCGUCUCAAGAAAAUGUCGAUUUGUAAUUCUUGAGAUGUUUAAUCUUGAACAUUUUAUCAAUUUAAUCUUUGAUAUGAACGUAAAUUUCACAUUUACUUGUACUGUAUUCCAGUAACGAUACUAACGCGGUGUACAAUAAAAGUUCGUAAUCAAAUAACGAUACCUUAAAUCAUUCCGAUGAUACUUGUAAUAUUAAAUUCGUUUGAAGCUCCUCUGGCAGUCAGGUCUACCAUAACUUGAAACUAAAAGAAAACACGAGACGGAUGAGCGAUGAAACGGAUCAAAACAUUGAAUAUGGUCAGCUAACCAACAAGCAAGACAUUAGCAAUGUUAACGCAGUACCGAUUCGUCGAAAGCGGGCAAUUCGAGACGCGGGGAGUGCCGUCCCUCUUGGUGGGUCGUCAAAUCCUUCCCGCAAGGCAGGGCUGAUUUCCGGAAAGCAACGAUUCAAGAAGGCCAAUCAUCCAAUUGAUGGCAAUGCUGGAAAGCUGUUAAACGACAAAGGGGAUCUGAAAAGGAAUUCUCCCGCGAAAUUCGAUGGUUCGGGAGAUCGUGCUGAUCAGGAUAAGAGAGAUCUUCGCAAGCAACAAACCACAUCUUCGGAAUUGUCGCAAUCCAGGGAGGAGGAUAAAGUAAAGUCCAGUAAAAAGGAAGGGAAGAGAAAUUCCUAUUCAAUGAAAACAAUGAAGCCGAAAUCCAGGGCAAUUAAGCAGAGUGAUCUCAUGACUCGGAGCUCUCUUGCAAAGGUGAGAGGCCUCGUACACGACAAAGGUGGUUAUUCUGCUGUAAAAGAUGACGCAAAAUUGCACGAGUCGGAGUUUGACAGCAAAAACCUCGGGGAUGAAGCCGACCUUGAACAAAAAUCUACAGAGUAUGAAGAAACGGGUGAUGAUGAAGACUUAGAAGCACCGAUUGGCUACAAAGAAAAUGCACCGGAAGUUUCGCAGAACAGUGAAGAGUCUGAAAAAGUUGAUCUCCCUCAGAAUUCAGCGGAAGAUGAUGAUUUUUAUAAUCAAGAAGUCGAUAAAAGAGAAGCAGAAGUCUUAGAAGAAGAAUACGAGGGUGUCGAUGAUCAAGACGAACCGUACGGGGAUACCGACGAAACGGAUGAUUCUAACGUCCAGGGCGCAAAGAUUAGACCAGAAACGUCACUUUCAGAAAAGGCCGAAAAAUCCGAUAGCCGGGUGAAGAGACACGACACCGAAGCCAAUGGAGGUAGUUCUGAAAAAAAUGACACAACUAACCUGAGCGACGAUGCAAAAAGACCUCUGGAGCGUCUUGGAAACCUGGGUGAGGAAUCUCUUGAUAAUUUGAAACGGGAAACAGAUGAAAAUUCAGUCGCGGUAUCAUCGAGUUCCAGCCACGAAGCACAAGAAGACACUCUGAAAGGCCGGGAAGAAACAAAUGAAAGCUUAAAACAAGAAUCGAUGAAUGUUGAUACAAAAUCCGACGCAAGCGUGGACUGGGAUGCGAAAAGAACCGGGGACUCUUUUAGUGAUGAUAUGAAGAAGGAAUCUAAAAACUUCGCUAAUGAUGACCUGGACACUGAUUACGAGAAAAGAGUCGAGCAACAGAUCCAACAGAGGAUAGACUCAAUAAAAGAAGAAAUCAAACGGGGUGUAGAAGAGAAGCAAAAAAUACGCGAAAUCGAAGUGAACAAUGCAAAGUAUGAUGCAAUGCAGAGCGAGGAUGAAGAGGACGAGGUUGAGAAUAAUCAAAGUUUAGAUGCACCAAGCGAGCGGAAAAGUGUUUCAAAACGAUCAAUCAUCGACGGGAUUCGAAGGCCACACCAAAAGGCUAAACGACAUAUUUUAAAAAGAGUAAAACGCUCGAGCACCGCAGAUGAAAGACAAUUGCGUGCUAUCGAAGGUGUCGAAACCCUGGAUCCCGACGUCCUUGUGAAGGCUAAGCUGCGCCACGAAAGCAUACGCAAACGGUCUGCGCCAACUUACGGCGCAACUGACGAGGACGCUUCCAAAAUGUCGAGAUUCCCAAUCAAAAAAAGCAUCGUCCCACGCCAAGUUUACCUCGUCAAGAGUGAGCCGCAAAUAUCAUCAAGAACGAACAACCGAGAAAUCAGGAAUCCGAUAAUCAUACCCGAACAAGCACAGGCUAAUAUCGAUGAUGAACUGCCACCAGGUGUAUCAUUGGACCAGAGUUUACUCGAGGACACUUCUUCUGCUGUUAAUAAUAGACUCAAACGUAGUCCAGAACGGUUUGCGCGGCGCAGACGUGCUAGCGCAGUUAUUCCUGAAAGCGGAGUCGCCUUCCUUGGAUACAGACCACAGGACGACGACGAGAUUGACGAAGGAAGUGAGUUUGAUGAUGACAGCUUCGAGGACGGAAGUCCGCACCUUGCAGAGGACAGAUCAAGCUACGCCGAACCCUACGCUAUUCGUGCCCAGUACCGUGGUGACGAAGCCAGAAAUGAAAGCCCAUCUGAGUUCCUUUUCACUGGUGGCGAGGAUGAGCAAACUGACUUUCGGAUGCGGCGCAAGCGCGGUGAAAUUGACGAAGAUGAGCAACCAGUUCGACUUCAUGGAGGUGGAGCUCUUGCCAGACGGCAAGCGAAGGCGAAGUCAAAUCAGAUGCAAUCAUCACGGAUCACGUCAAGAAAGAACGUGAUGGAAAGAGAUAAGCGGCACUCGGUAAACAUGAUUGACGAAACAAAGUCUGAUUCCGUGGCAUCUUUGGUGGGCAGCUCACAGGAAUUGAGCCCUCGACUGGCGUCCGAAUAUCGAGAAGCCUUCGGCGGCCUGCAAAGUGAUCCUGGCGGGGGGCUUGCCAGAUUUAAACGUGUCAAGCGUGCUGUUCUUCGCAGCUCCUAG
Neodiprion fabricii is the source of this 3522-nucleotide messenger RNA. Its product is annotated as probable serine/threonine-protein kinase kinX. The record is from RefSeq and is a predicted model, not a curated record. Lineage: Eukaryota; Metazoa; Arthropoda; Insecta; Hymenoptera; Diprionidae. Bases 958 to 3522 code for a protein of 854 amino acids. The transcript has 4 exons.